Molecule: messenger RNA, 411 nt
Organism: Penicillium pulvis
Lineage: Eukaryota; Fungi; Ascomycota; Eurotiomycetes; Eurotiales; Aspergillaceae
Product: cupin domain-containing protein
Exons: 2
Coding region: 1-411 (136 amino acids)
Source: RefSeq, a predicted model, not a curated record
AUGGCUCAAAAUGUCGAAUUAGACGAACCAACCUACGAUAAAAGCCGCCCGAUGCCUGACAUCCAGAUGGCCUAUCAGUACAAAUUAUCGAAUUGCCCAGGAAAGUCUAUUGUCGGCAUGUGUAUUACAUACCCGCCCAACGGCUCGACCCCGCCUCAUCGCCAUGGCAGUUGUUCAGUUUCCGCGUACGUCGUCAGUGGCACGCUGCUCAACAAAAUGAACGACGACCCGAUGAAAACUAUCAACACUGGCGGCACAUGGUAUGAGGCUCCCGGUUGCCAUCACCGCAUUAGCGAUAAUGCUAGCAAGACUGAGUCAGCGGUGCUUUUUGCUUCAAUGGUUUUAGAUACCGAUGUACUAGAGCGCGAUGGCAUGAACGCCCUUAUGCAGAUUGAUAAGGAGUACCUUUGA